Molecule: messenger RNA, 12031 nt
Organism: Pocillopora meandrina
Lineage: Eukaryota; Metazoa; Cnidaria; Anthozoa; Scleractinia; Pocilloporidae
Source: the annotation of a GenBank genome assembly
AUGGCCGACUUCGAUAGACAGAAAGUUGCUACUGAGUUACGAAAAUUCAGGAAAAAGCUACGGCAAAUUGAAAAAUUAGAGGACUUAGAGCGAGAAUUAACGGAAGAAGAAUAUCUUAAGGUAAUGGUGAAAGUUAAAAUUUCGUACUGAAACUGUGCCAUGGUAAACAAUAACCACGUUUAAUACGCGUCUCGUAGCAGCUAUGAUUACAAACAGUAGUGCAGACUAUACUUCUUUGCUCACAGUUUGUAAGUAAAAACGAAUGAAAAGAGAUUUGGGUCAACUUGCUUUUCAUCAAUUUGAUUAUAAUUAAAGGUUACUGAGGUCGUGGUUAACACUUACUGAAAAUGAAUUGAUUCAGCUUAACUGUAAUUUACCCGUGAGCGCGAAUGUUUUUUUUUUCCGCCAUCAACGAGUUCGUUGUUGAGAACAGAUCACCUUUGCCGGAAGCGAUAGAUAAGCACGAAAGUUAAUUUUGGCACCGAUGCCUGUUAUUUUUACCCAUCUGUUGAUUUUUUAUAAAUAGUGAGUCUGGUCCCAAGUAAGUUACAAUGCUUUUUCCCUUUUAAACCACUGAUUUUAAUUUCAAUACUCGAUUUACCAAAUACAAUUUAUAGUCUGUUUCCACACAGUUCAUGACUAGAUAGAGCAAGGCUGACCACAAAAAUGCUUUGGUUUGAACCAAAGAUGUGAAACCAUUAAAAAAAUUUUCUGUUUAAUCACUGCCAGCUUAUCAAGUGUCCUAUAAUCAUGACAGAUUUUUCUCAUAUUUCUUCAAAGAAGGAUUUACUCGCUGGUCUGUUCGGUUGAAGUUGCAGGAGCCAAAAAGUUAAAGUGUAGGACUUAAGAUUUAAGGUAUGGGUUUUAGCCAUACAUUAGGAGCUAUUUUAUUGGUGAUUUCCAGCAAAAAGCAUGAGUGUAACUUUGAUUCAAAAUGCAUCUUUUCACCUAGAAAUAUGCAUGGGUACUGGUGUAUUUUCAAGGAGACCUGAUAAGUGAUCUGCAAUGAACCAAUCAUCCCAACCCCUGACAAGCUAGAAUAAAACAACAGAGUCUUUGUUUGUGGGCAUAAAUAUGUUUUGGGCCUGACUGAGAGUCAAUUAGCCCAAGACACUAGGAGAGGACUUAAAAUGACUCAUAGAAAGGCCAAAGAGAUAGUUAUGUCCAAGAAAAGAAACUAUGUUACUAUUAUUAUCACUUUGGAAAACAUUGAGAAAUAAAAACUGAACAAAAUGACAACAAAACAGUCGGAACAAUCACACAAGCAUGCAUUUUUUAAUUCAGCCCACCAAGAUCUCUACUUAAGCUUGCAAAGUGUGUCACAAUGCCUGACAAGGUACUAAAUAAAUAACACUUAUUUUUACAUCACACUAUGGAAGCUUGGAUUAAGGUUCUUGCAGUGUGUCCCACUUGCUUUGAAUGAUCUAUCAUGCUGAUGUUAUCUUUUGUCCAUCAAUUUGCAGCUUUGUAAGUUUUUAAAUUCAAUAGAUAAUCUUUUUUUUUUUUUUUUUUUUUGACAUUCUUAGCUUUGUACAAAAGAUGAAAUACGCUCUAAAGUGCAGCAAUUGGUAGCAAGGGAAGACGAACUGAAUUUGGAAAUACAAAGAAUGGAAAAUCAAACAAAAGAAGAUGAACCCGCUCUGUUGAUUCAGCAAGAAAUAGAAGAGGAAGUAACUACCACCACUUUUUUCGCAUCUGAUGUUGAAGGAGCAGAACAAAAAGUUAUCAGUCAAAGUGUGCAGGAUGAAAAUAAACCUAAUCAAAGCAAGAGUAUGAGUACUAAUCAAGGUGCUGUUCAGGGCAAGGUGCCUGAUACUCCGCUGGCAAAUACAAAAACUUGCAUAUUGCAGUCACCAUCCCUAAACAGCGAUAUGAAGUUUUAUGUGAGAUCUUUAGAAGGUCACAACGAUGCAAUAUGUUGUAUACACUGUGAGGGUUCAGUUCUUGUGUCUGGAAGGUAUGUAUCAUUAUGUGCAGCUUGCAAUUGAUGAUAAGUAUUGCAUGGCUUUCCACUGUCAUACAUGCUUUUUGGUACAAUUUCCCUUUUUAACUCUUUAACCCCCAGAAGUGAUGAACAUGUGACUUCUUCCUGCAAUUACUAUAGGUUAUCUCCUUAGCAGGUUAUGAGAACAGACAAGCUCACCAGCCACAGGGUGUUGUUUUGAGAUGACCAAAUUCUCCUGUUAAAUAUUUGAAGAAAACUAAGGAAAUAAGGAGGAAGAAUUUCUAUCUUGAACUUGGAAUUUAAAGGGUUGAUACACACACCCAAGAUCAUCUUUUCUAAACUACCAUGAUCAUGUCAUGAUACUCCAAAGUACCAGUAGCUGGAAUAAGGAUAGUGCCCCUUCACUUCACUCCUUGGAGGAAAAAUUGCAUCAAAAUUUCUUCCCAAUAGGAACAAACUAAUGCUCAGAAAGGGUUCCCUGUGGCUAACAUAGAUGGUCAAUUUUCAAACUUUUCAACACAAAAAUGACCCUGGACUCCAAGAGGAGUUUCCCUGUGGUCAUUAAUCCUUUACAUCCUAAUAUCAGAAUCUAUAUUCUCCAUACUCUUCUCUACACAUUCUCUUUAGUGCUGACAAGGACAACUCAUUUAUCAAUGCAAGCUUCUUAGGUACUGGGCAAUUAUGUCCUUUUUUCUCAUCAUAAUAAUGAAUGAUUCAGCAGUGUUACUGUAAGGAUAAUUGAGAUGCUGGUCACUCCAAGGAUUUAAAAUACUCCACUAUCAAUACAGUCUCUGUACUCCCUUACUUAAAAAUUCAUUCCUUGGGGCCUUUACUUUAAUGGUGUAUUGAUAUCAGUACACCACCCCCCCCUCAUCCCAUGUAGUUAUUAACCCUUUAACCUCCAAGAUCUGAUUGUUAAUUCUCCCCUCUUGCUGUUACACAUUGCCCCAGUAAAUUAGUUAUGAGAAUAUGGUCUGAGAUCAAGAUAAAAACCUCUCCCUGAUAACUUUGAGUAUUCUUAUUAACUCUUUGUUGGAAAGCAUAUAGAUAUUGUAGGGAGAAGUUUCAUGUUAAUCACUUCUGAGAGUUAAAAGGGUUAGGGGACCUGUAAGCAGAAGAGGGAGAGGCUGCUUCCCCACUAAAAUAACUAGUGAUAUUACUUUCCCUCUAUUAUCCAUUUCCACUCUAACAGAAUGCUACAAUUUUUUCAAUUUCUUCAUUAGCAGCCCCAAACAAUAGUUUCUAAUACUUUGGUCGAAAGUAAUCCGAGGUUUCAUCGUUGUUCCUUUCCUUCGCACUGUAAUUGGCCGAGAAAACUGGAGCCACUCUCUCAUCCAAUCAGAUGCAAAACUAAAAGUAAUCACGACUUGGUCGCCCGCGUUUUCCCGCGCUUUGGUUUGGUUGUUUUACUUUGAGUUCUUAUUAGCUCCUCAAGGUAUAUCCCUUCAUUGGAUUGGCUGUUUUUGUUUUAAGACACUCAAUUCAAAAGCGUUCUUACAACUAUUGGAGCUAAUUCGUAGGAUAUGAGAUCAAAUCCGUAAUUUGAAGACUUCUGUGUGAUGAUAAGAAUACCUGUGUACGUUGUAUGAGCAUCUCCCUCAAAGAAAAACGGCAUAAGGCCACUGGAAAAACUUGCAUAAAUUUCUUUUGGAUUAAUUUUCUUUUGCGGUAUUUAGUUUGGACGGUAAAAUUUGUUAUGUUCAGUUGACUUCGAUGAAACGGAAAAAAGUUAGACAAACAAGAGAUUAUCAGUUUACAAUCUCCUGUAGACAACCCAUCCCUCAAAAAAUGAUUAAAUCGAUAAACAAAGAGGCUAAUCAGAUUUGUAGGGUUAGACAACCCAUCCCUUAUAAAAUUAUUAAAUCGAUAAACAAAGAGGCUAAUCAGAUUUCGAAUCCAGACAUUGCCUUAGCUGGGUAGCAGGGCAAGAAAUCCGAAGAAAAAUCGUUUUUUUUAUGACGCCUAGUGCAGCAAGUAAAUCGUAGCACUUGCGAUGUGAUUGGUGCUGGUUUGUCACAUGACCAGAGCGGCUAGAUUGAGUUGGCGGCAGCUAUUUUGACCAAGUAACGUGAAACACAGGCUAUAUUGCGAAAAGGUUAUUUGUUUCUUUAAUCGUGUCAGUUUGAAAUGACCUGGAAUACUAACAUGGUCUCUAUAGCCCUCUGCUUGAUAUUCUAUCUGAACGAUGAACCUGCCGUCGGCCUUCUUUUAUUUUUCAAGUUAAUUCCGUCGGCCAGAAUAAAAACAUUAAUAUCUAAAAUUUCCAUUCGUCAAGUUGUUAGAGUUCGUGUGUGUGAAAAGGAUAGUGUUUGAGGUUUGUACUUUGUUGCAAAUUUCUUCACGUUGUGAAUUUUGUAAUCUCGUGAACUCCUAGUAAAAACCUAUCGUGAUAGCUUAUUCACAUACCUGCCGCAAGACCAGUUCACUGCUGCGAUGUGCGGCUUUGAAUUUCUUAAUAUUUAAUGAUAAGUUAGUUUCAUCUAAUUUGCAAGAGAUUUUGGCCUUGAGGCUGUUAUUUACCGGUUGAUAAGCAAGGUAUAGCACACACCAUGGCCAAACUCAGCAAAAGCAGCAGAGAAGCGUCAUGCUAAGAUUUAACGGUGAAAGGGCGUGAAAUAUUUUAUCAGCGUUCCAACACAGUGACUUGGUGCCAUGUUGUUUAAUUUCAGGAAGGAUGAGAACAGGUAUUUUUACUAAUCGAAUGGCUCUGUUACCUGUUAUCAACUUAUCGUGCCGUACUGUUAUUCCUUAUCGACCUCAGUUACCGGCAUCGUUAGAUUUGGACAAAAAUGAAUUUGCGCUCGAAUUAUCCAGUAGAUAUUUGAUUGGAAUGUCCUAUAUUCAAUAUUCUUUCCUCCAGAUCAGUAAAUCGUGGAAAUAUAGCAUAGGCUGUUGUUUUCUCGUAGAAGAAAAGCAGUCUAAGUUCAAUGGUCGUUAACUUAUGAAAUAUUUUUGAACUGCAAUUCCAUUUAGGUGGUGAAAUUACACACGAGUAACUGUAGCUCAACCCUAGUGUCUUUUUGAUUUAUUGACAGGGGUUUCUCAAAAUGUUUGAAGGCAAUCUGUUAUACAUGUAUGCAUCUAUUUGUCUCCCAAAUAGCGCAUGAAUCUUUAUCCGUCAUUAUACAUAAACAUGUAAAAUAAUUCCAUAUAACAUACUUUUUUUGAGACAGUUGUCCAUUCGCAUAAGACGAUACACUUUUCUUACGAAAAUUUUUUUUUCCCUUAUCAUUCAUAUUUGAAUUGUGUUUAUUUAUUUAUUUUUUAUUUGUUUGUUUUUGAUAGUACAGGAAACUGUUAAUUUUUGGAUUUCCCAAUCAUGUCUUAUUUCUUAUCAUACCUAACAUAGUUAAGCUAAAUCGUGAACAUAAACCUCACACCCUAAAACCAGCAUGUAUAUUCUCCAUACUGUUCUCUUAUCAUUUCUUAAGGUGCUGAAAAGGAGAAUUCAAGAGCUUCUUUACUUGAUGAUCAUUUCUUUUAUUCUCAUGACCUUAAUGUGUGAUUCAGAGGUGAUAUUGUAAGGAGAAGAUAGAUGCUGGUCACUCCUUGGUUCCCUAGUUUUUAUCCAAAGUGCUAUUUUCAGAUUCACUUUUGUUGGUAGUUUUAAGUAUUCCGAGAAAUAUAUUUAAAACAAAGGCAAAAACCGUGAGGAGGUUCAAGUUUGUCUCGAAGUCAACUCGAUUUUUAAAACGUAAGAAAUUUUGGAUGGAUCAAUGUUAGUAUCUGAGAUUUGCGCUCUUAACCCUCCCCUCCCCUCCCCUCCCCUAACCCAACAUUAACCCCAACCUGUUAUCAGUUGAUGGUUGUCGGGUUAUGGGAGGGGUAGGUGCGCAGUUGCACAGAUACUGACAUCGAUCCUAAACUUUUUGUUCAUAUUCUACUUCACUUUUGCAACGUUACCGGUUUUUUUCCAGUCGCGACACCAUGCUAAAGUUGUGGAAUGCUGACACAGGGAAAGAGGUGAAGAGCUUGGGAGGUCAUACUGGUUCCAUAACAUCAGUUUUCCUUCUGCCGAAAAGGGAUACAUCAUCCUGCGGUGAGAGAGUGGUUUUGAUAUUUCUUUGUCUGUGUUUCUGUCUGUGUCUAUCUAUAUAUUUUUCUCUAUAAGACCUCACCCUUGAAAGGAUCCCCCUUACAACUAUGUUCAACCCUCUUUUUGUGUUGCAGCCUCUCUGAAGCGGACGUUUCGAGCGUCGUCAUUCGCUCUGACGAAGGGUUUACCCUCGAAAUGUCAGCUUUGGAAACUGUACUUAUCCACUCAGUUGUUAAAUACCAAUUUAUCUUGUAAUAUUCCCACCGACGCAGCACUACAGUUUCGGUUUUUUUUCUUUAGAAAAUGAUCCUCUUUUUUCGUCUUUUGCAAUGUCUAUCUGUAGAUCUGUCUCCGUCGGUCAGACGGUCUUUCUGUCGGUCAUCUGUCCAUCCUUUUGUUUACCUGUGUUUUCUCUGUUGCUCUAUUUGCCUCAUAUACUUCCCGUUCUAUUCGAUCUUCCUGUCUAAAUUUCCUAUUUAUUUCAUCCGUAGAGUUAUCUUAUUCGUCAGCCCUGCUUGUCUUUCUGUCGCCGUGGCUGGCGGUCAUUUUCUAGUUUUCCUAUCAACCUGUCUUGUCUUUACAUUUCUUGCUAUUUUUGUCUCCCUAGAAGUGUCUUCCAGUUUUCGACCUGAUCAGUACUCUGUUGUCACGGGCUCAAAAGAUUGCUCCAUGAAGAUCUGGUCUCUCUCAAACGGUAAGUUAAGCAGUUGUUUGCUGGGAUGCAACGCUUUAACAUGGUUACGUUGCGCGUGCUUAGUGAAGAGAGAUUCAUGAACUUUUCCGCGUGACUAGGUUGCCGACGCCUUACCAACUCCCCUCUCCCUCCCCCAAACACGCCCUCUGUAUCCUCUCUUAUACCUAAAACAGUAAGAGAUGGGAGGUGGAUCAUAUGGUCGUUUCCGUGGUAUAAUUUCCUCAGUGUUUGUACCUGCAAAAUUUCUUUAUUUCUGCUGUUUACUUGGCAUCGUGACCGCGACAAUCGGUCUGGAUUGUCAACGUGACUUUGUACGUGAUAUUUUUGUUGUCACGUUAUGGAGUCGCGUUUGUGGCCUCCAUCACGUUAUUACAUUAAAACGUCUCUUUAACGAGUCUUAACGUUGCCAGGGAUCAGAUGUUUAUUUCUCUCGUUCGUGUUAUUGUACUCGAAAAACGUUUGAAGUCACGGAAGAUAAAUUAAAUCGCUUGAUCGAUUCAAUCUCUACGUCUAAGUAUUAUGUUUACUUAUACCGCAGACGUAAUACAAUUGUUUUAUUGGUCCCUCGAGAGUUACGUAUUUGCAUAACAGGAUGGGAACCCGCUUCAGCAACUACAUCCAUAUUACUAUAACACGGGAAUAAAUACUUGUUUAUUGGAAAGCUCUUAAAAUCUUAGCAGUGGUUUGAGAGCAGUACUAUUUCCUUUCUAUUCAAAAAUGGGAUUUGUCCGUAAGUGAUGUGAAUAUGUUUUCGUUUUCGAUUUCAUUUGUAGAUACUUGUGGCUCGAAGGAUUUUCCCUUUCAUAAUUCUCAUUGCGCAGUAAAAUUUUUUUCAUUGUAAAGUGAUUUCUUCCUUCACUUUCCUCAGGUCAGAUAGAGCGAUCCAUGUAUGCCUUUUCACCUGUUGAAUGCCUCGACUGUCGCCGUAAUCUAACAGCGGCUGGACUAGGUUGGUCAAAGUUCUUAUGCUAGCAUGUGAUGUGGUUAUGUUGAUCACGUUCCUAUAAGCGAGCGAACUUUGUUCCCUUAGUUUGCCAACGCGUAGACUUUAAGACGGACGUCAUAACUUAAACAUAACCAGAACGUCAUAAGCGAAGUGUUUAUACUGAGUGUCGCUGGAUCAGUUGUACUUUCUGUGUGAGAAACAAGCAAAGUAAUUUAUUGCGUCAGCCUAAGCUGGGGUCUUCAAGAUAUCAGUUACAACAGAAUAUGGUGUAAAUAAUCGAACUCUUGGUUUAACUGACGCGAAACAUAACAUAAAAAACUAUGAAUAUGAGAGUUAGAACGGCAAUUCAGUAUCACUUGUAUCUUAACAAGCUUUUUUUCUGUGUAUACAUUUGAAUUGUUGCUUUAAUGACCAACUGAUAUUAGUUAACAUAUUUGAUCUGUUGAUCUGUUUUAAUCGUGAGUCGCAGAGUGACAAAUAUAUUCGUCUGUCAGAGAAACGGCGAAACUCCGUUGAUUUCAAAUAAAAAAAGAACCUCUCAAUUAAUCGUGUGAAUCCGAGUGAAUGGUCUUGUAUGUUUUAUAAAUAGUGGAAGGCAAAAACUAUUAUGUAAUUUUAUAGAUGGCGGUAAAGUUGAGCUGUGGGACCUUGAGACCGGAAAUGCUGUGAGAUCUGUGCGUGGUCACGAUGAAGAUGCCGUCACGGCCAUCAAGGUAUCCAUGGUAACAUAGUCUUUGUAGGCGGACAAGCGGAAAUCACCCGCAUGAAGACUGGUUUUUUUAAUUUUUUUCGGCUGAUGUUCGCGGGUGUUAAUAAAAGCAGGAAUUGGAAAUAGGUAUGGGCAGGAGCCCUAGUAUGGGGAAGGGGCACCAGUAAUUAUUUAAAAAGCUGGGAUUGGUCAUGGAAUGCUUAGUAUUAUCAUUUGAUUUUUGGGCCUGAAAAGUAAUGCAGUAUGAUUAGGGUUUCGACAAAAGGUUUGGAAACUGUUAAUUAUUACUUUCUUAGAAAAAUUAAGCGAAGUUCAUUCAUGAAAUGAUACUUUUCGCUCUUAUAUAUACGAAUUUGUUGCUUUUAGGCUUAGCCAAAGGUUAUGUAGAGAAAUUUGAUUUUUUUUCAUGUGAAAGGAGUACAUGCGUUUUUACUUUUAAAAAAUUAGAAAGAGCAUAAUUCUUGCUCAAACUGCUGGACUUCGUUUAAAUAUUUUUUUGGCUAUUAUUUUAUCCUCUAGUUCCAGGACGACCGUGUGAUCAGUGGCUCGGCCAGUGGAGUGGUGAAAGUCUGGGACGUGAGAGACAAUUCUCUUAAGCCUGUCAUGAGCUCGGACCAGGCUCCUGUGGGCCAAACUACCGCGGGUGUGACCGUCAAACCCAGAAGGGUGCGUUGCUUGGCAACAACAGAGGAAACAAUUUACUGGGGAGAUGAUGGAGUUAACAUGAAGGCAAUGGACUUGAAAUCAGGUACAGAUAUCGCAUAAAUUUACUUGAAUUACUUCUGGUCAUGCCUAAAUCUAAUCCUAUGAUGCCUGACUAAUUUUUCUUUUUCACCGCUUAGGUAAACUCCGAAAGAUUCGUAAUCACGUAACAGAAUUCGGGUCGACAGGUGCCAUGGAAACGACGGGUUCGUGUCUUGUUAGCACUGGUUACGACCUGGACCGUGGGAAUGGAUACUUGAAUGGUAUGGCUUGGGUUUUUUUACCUUGCUCUGUGUGGUUGCCUCACAUCAUGGCUUCAUGAUGUUGCAUGAAUAAUUAUUCUAUAGCUUUAAAAGAGCUAUUCACGCUCUUUGCACACCCAGUAAAACUCGACUCGAGUCAGAUCACAAGAGCAUACUAACAUCGGCAAAUUAGAUAGCCUUUAGACGAGACGUAACUUUGGCCAGCGAGUGCUCAGUACAUGUUUCUUCUUGGUGAAAAAAAAAAGCCGCCAUCUUCGGCAGCGGAAGGCUGGGGAGGGGAAAGAGGCAGGGGCCGGACCCCGCCUCCUAGCCACACCGUCCACUUUAACUCUAAGUCAAACAUGGCCGGUCAAAUAAAUGAUUGCGAGCAUGUAACAUUAACUCGCCCUUGAAAAACGGCAACAUGGCUGGCUACCAAUUAGAAUAUAAAAAAAAUAUCUCAAAGAACCAGUGAGCACUCAAGUGAAGAGAGGUGACGUGUGUGGAGUGCGGGGAAAUUCGUGUGACGUUGUCUUGAUUGGUUCCAGUUUUGCAUUUGAUUGGAUGAAGGGUUGAGUGAGUCCUGUGGGCCAAUCAAAGAAGGAAAUCAAACCAAUUUAAUCAAUGCACUCAAAAAAUUGCUCCUAACAGAUCAUUUAAGCAGGUUUGUUGGUUGAUCUUGAACUCAGUUUAAUUUGUCCCAUUUUCGUUGGUUUAGUUCGCAGUUUACCCUCAGAGGAAUAUGUAGCAACCGUAGACGACAGAAACACCGGAAGCAUCACGUGCCUAUCAUGCACGCAGACAGCACGCGAUCACGUGACCCUUCACAGGAUGUGCACGGGAGGAGUGGAGCUGAAACUUUGGGAUCAGUUGCCGAGUUCAAAGGUCAAGAAACGAUCGAGGUAGAUAAAGGUUUCUUUUCCCGUAACAUUUCUUUCAAUUUCACUCUCUCUUAGCAUUAGUCGGGAGACAAACGAGUUUUCAAAAGGCAAAAAAUGUUUAACUCCGGAUCUCGCCUUGGUGCAUGUAGCUGACAGAAGUCAUAAUGCGUACCUUCAGUCGCGCUUUAUCUUCAGUUUUAUUUUGAUCCUUUCCAAGACUAAUUAGCAUCGAAGCAGUAACCGGAAUCGUGAGAUUUGAGGAAUUAAUUUAUGCGAAUGCCUUUUCAAAUUGACGCUCACACCCUAAAUGACUGUCUCAUCAAAGAAAACAACGAUAAUACACAUAAGCCUUUUAACCGUUUGAACCCUAAGUGACCAGCAUCAAGUUUCUCCUUACAAUAUCACCUAUGAAUCAAACAUCAAGGUCACGAGUAUUAAGUAUAUGAUCACCAGUUAAAGAAGUUUCUUGAUUGUCAAACAAAUUCUCCUUGUCAGCGCGUUAGGAAAAUUUAUAGAGAACAGUGUGGAGAAUAUGCAUACUUAUUUUGGGGUGGAGAGGGUUGAAGGAAAAAGCUGUAAGGGGAAUUUUGGUCAAAACAGCAAACGAAGACAGGUGAUAUCAUAAACCUCUCUAUAGACGGUUCCCAAACUAACUUUAAUCAGCUGAAGACAACCAAGAACGAUAGAAGUAGUAAUUUUUGGAACUAUUAAAGUGAUAUACUUGUUGCUCAAUGACAAACGGAACUAGCUUUCCAUAGCUGUCAGGAAAAGUUAACCAAAUUUUCUCUUUUUUCACAGACCGGAAACAGAGGACUGCUACGUCACAGCUAAGCAUAUCCGGCGCUUCAGUUUCCCGGAUUUUAGUGACACGGAGAGCAGCGAGGAUGAGGACGACAUACCGGCAGGCGACGAAUCUGAUGACGACGAUGACGUCAGCACGACCGGAAGUUCGUCACGAUCUUGGUGCACAAUAUCCUAGGCAAAAAACUAGGUGUAGCAGACAUCAAAUAUCAUGAUGCAUUUCGCACGUGCAAACGAGUGCAGCCGGCUGAGGCGUCCUCCGCCCAAAGAUAAUGGAUAUGUCAGUUGAAUGAAUCGAGGCAUUCUUGCGAUCGUCGAGAGGCAGUUUUGAUCCACAAAUGUCUCUCAAGGCUCUACCUUGCGUGGUGUUAGGAUACGCAGUGAUAAAUGGGAGAAUUUUAAGGAAUUAAGGAAAAAUCGACCUUGGAAGAAAGGUUUUCAAUAUCCAAAAUUGCUCAGUUUUUACUUAUAUUUCUUCUUGUUUUCCAUGGUAUUUUAACACACAAACAAUAGACGUUACCGUUGUUGUGGGAGCUAUUCAUCAUGGGAUGGUACUAAUCUUUUAUUCGCUGUCUUUUUUGGACAGACAAAUGUUAUAAACACCAAGUGUUUUUUAUUGAGUGUCUCUAUCUUGUUACACUAUUUGAACAUUAAUUACACUGGGGUGAAUUCUAAAAGGAGUUAGUAAGAGUAAGUGGUUGGGGUGUGCUCUGUAGAUCAUAAAAUGACGUCACAUGUAACGUCACGCUCAGAAAUCCUCGCUAUGUCAAGAAAAAAAUUGUUAGUCACUCGGAAAUUUUAUCCUCAACUUCUCCAAAUCUUCCUACGUUAACAGUCACUAUGGCGGCACAAAAUUGCUUUAUUUGUUGAAAACUUACCAAUGCUUUUUAAAAACAAAAUAGAGUACAAGGCUCGCUCUUUCCAGUUAAAGUCAAUACAAGACAGUUGUUUUACCUCAAGGAAGCAGCAACAGGGACCGCGCAGAGGGAGGGGCUAAGGGAGCUUUAGCGCCCCCCCCCCCCACUUUUUUGCAAACAUAAAAAAAAAUUAAAUAAAAAAUAUCCUAACAAAAAUA